Molecule: messenger RNA, 2200 nt
Organism: Otolemur garnettii (small-eared galago)
Lineage: Eukaryota; Metazoa; Chordata; Mammalia; Primates; Galagidae
Product: zinc finger protein 224
Exons: 6
Coding region: 230-2200 (656 amino acids)
Biological process (GO): negative regulation of transcription by RNA polymerase II
Molecular function (GO): DNA-binding transcription repressor activity, RNA polymerase II-specific
Source: RefSeq, a predicted model, not a curated record
UGGGAUUGUGAGGUUCCUACCUUUUUGUCAGUAGUAGCUGGGGUGAGUUCCUCGCUUGCAGGCCCAUCUGAGUUUUCUGGACGUACUGUUUGGAUCCUCAAUAAACUGGUGAUCGAUUUAGGGGAAAAGAAGCCUCACCGGAGAGCAGAGGCACAUUCUAGACACGAUUUUGCCUUCCCAUGAACUGCAUAACUCAGGACUCCGCAAAUUUCCAGAAGUUGAAUUAAAAAUGACCACGUUCAAGGAGGCGCUGACAUUCAAAGACGUGGCUGUUGUCUUCACCAAGGAAGAGCUGAGGUUGCUUGACUCUGUGGAGAGGAAGCUGUACCGAGAUGUGAUGAGAGAGAACUUCCGGAACCUUCUCUUAGUGGGGCAUCAAUCAUUCAACCAAGAUACAUUCUACUCCCUCAGGGAAGAACAACUUUGGAUGACAAAGAGAGCAACCCAUAGAGAAGGGAAUUCAGGAGACAAGAUCCAAACUGAGUUGGGGACUAUUCCAGAAGCAGAACUACAUGAGGCGUUAUCCUGCCAGCAAAUCUGGGAACAAAAUGCAAGUGACUUAACGAGGUCUCAAGACACCACAAUAAAUAGCUCUCAGUUCUCCAAACAAGGUGAUGUCCCUUACCACAUUGAGGCAGGGCUAUCUGUUAUUCAUAUAGGACAGAAAACUUACCAGGGUAAUGAGGAUAAACAAUUCUUCAAUGAUGUCUCCAUAUUUGAUCUUCAUCAGCAAUUAUACUCAAGAGAGAAGUCUCACACAUGUGAUGAGUGCGGAAAGAGUUUCCGUUACAGAUCAGUUCUUCUUAUUCAUCAGAGAGUCCACAUGGGAGGCAUGGGACAGAAACUCUAUAAGUGUGACGUGUGUGGUAAGGAAUUUAGUCAGAACUCACAUCUGCAAACUCAUCGGAAAGGCCACAUUCCAGAGAAACCAUUCAAAUGUGAGCAGUGUGGGAAAGUCUUCAGUCGUAGAUCAGGACUUAAUGUUCAUUGCAAAUUACACACAGGGGAGAAACCUUACAAUUGUGAGGAAUGUGGAAGGGCCUUCAUUUAUGCUUCACUACUUCAGGAACAUCAGAGAAUCCAUACUGGAGAGAAACCAUUCAAAUGUGAGAUAUGUGGUAAGAGCUUCCGGGUUAAGUCACGACUUAAUAGGCAUUUCAUGGUUCACACAGGAGAAAAACCAUUUCGGUGUGAUACAUGUGGUAAGAGCUUCUGUGUUAGGUCACUACUUAAGAGGCAUUCCAUGGUUCACACAGGAGAAAAACCAUUCCGAUGUGAUACAUGUGGUAAGAGCUUUCAUCAGAGAUCAGCACUUAAUAGUCAUUGCGUGGUCCACACAGGAGAGAAACCAUUCCAAUGUAGUACAUGUGGUAAGAGCUUUCAUCAGAGAUCAGCACUUAAUAGUCAUUGUGUGGUCCACACAGGAGAGAAACCAUACAAAUGUGAGGAGUGUGAGAAAGGCUUCAUUCGUAGGCAGGAUCUUUUUAAGCAUCAUGUAGUCCACACAGGAGAGAAACCAUACAAAUGUGAAGAGUGUGGAAAAGGCUUCAUUCGCAGGCAAGAUCUAUUUAAGCAUCAUGUGGUCCACACAGGAGAGAAACCAUAUGGUUGUGAAGAAUGUGGGAAGAGCUUCAGAUGGUCCUCAAGUCUAUCAAGACAUCAGCGAGUCCACAGUGGAGAAAAACCAUUUAAAUGUGAAGAAUGUGGAGAGGGAUUUUAUACAAAUUCACAAUGCUAUGCCCAUCAGAGGGCCCACAGUGGAGAAAAGCCAUACAAAUGUGAAGAGUGUGGGAAGGGCUACAAAUGGAGGUUGGAUCUUUACUCUCACCAGAAGGUCCACACAGGUGAGAAACUUUAUAAUUGUAAGGAAUGUGGGAAGAGCUUUAGUAGGGCCUCAGGUCUUUUGAAACAUCACAUAGUCCACACUGGAGAAAAGCCAUAUAAAUGUGAGGAGUGUGAAUGUGGGAAAAGAUUUACUCAGAAUUCACAACUUCAUUCCCAUCAGAGAGUCCACACUGGAGAAAAGCCAUACAAAUGUGAGGAAUGUGGGAAAGGCUUUGGUUGGGCCUCAACUUGUCGAACCCAUCAGAGACGACACAGCAAAGAAACAUCACUGAAAUGUGAGGGUUAUGGGAAGGACUAUGUGCACAGUUCAUACUUUAAAGUCCAAGAUAAAGUUCACAAUGUAGAAAAGCCAUAG